AUCGUUUCUUUCCAACUAUCGACGAUUUAUCCAUUAGUUCUGCAAUCUACCAUUUGCGGUUAGAAAUUUUCAUGGAAUGUGCGCAGAGCGACCCGCAAACAUUAACACGCGACGAAAUAAUAUUCGCGCUUGAAAGGCGCCAACUCUUUCUUCCCAAUGCCUAUGCGCUGCCUCUUCACGAGCUGCUUAACAUCUAUUACGACUUUAUAGUGCCGCGUGCUCGACGCGAGCGUUCCAGAUCUGCCAGGGCUGAAGCGGCAGUUGCACCGGCCAAGUCGCCCCCCUCCUCGUCCUCUUCACCGUCUCCAUCAUCUUCGCUGAAGCGGAGCAGCCAACAAAGCACGGCGAUGAGCACAGAUGUGUGUUUAAGCGACGCUACAAAGCGGAUUAAAAUUGAUUAUGCCUGAUGGGGAAAAGCCUACGAAAAUAAUCAUUGAAUGGAUCUAUAUAUAGCUCUAUAUGUAUGGAAGAAAAGCUGCGAUCUGAGCUUUGAGACGCGCUUAUCAAUGGCCCCUAGAGUGGUGUUAAUGGCCGUGAACGGCAUGUAUCAGUCUAGAAGCAAAACAACAUGCGGCUGGAAAGGUAUCUGCUGUGGGUAUUCGCUGCGUUCGUGCUGCUUUGGGACGCCACUGGGGCAGUUUUCAUGGAGGAGCCCGACUUGGAUGGCUACCAGGUGGUGCUAAAACGCACCGCCAAUCGAGGCGACAAGUUGCAAAUCUUUCAGAGCAUUUGGGGCGCUAUACGCGCCGACUUCCCCGAUGACACCGAGAAGGUGAAAGGUCUCUACACGCAACUGAACAGCUUUAUACAGAAUGAGCCGAGCCAGUGCAGCAGUGGCAGCAGCACAGGACGCACAGCCUGCGAACUUCAGCAGGAGGUGCGUCGUCAUCUGCGGCAGCUGUUGGUGCAGCGUUUGGGGAAUCUGCUGAACGCCCAGGAGAGCAUUGCAGCUUAUGGCAUGUAUAUCGCAUCAACUCUGGAGCCAGCGCUGGUUCGCGACAUUCUCGUGCGCGUGGUGGCUGACGUGUAUUUCCAUCGCCCCACCGAGGCAUUGGCGCUGCAGCUGCAGGAUCUGUUCACCGACAAGGACGAGAACAGCUUCAAAACGAUGAUCGAAGCACAGCUCGCACUCUACUGGCACCAUCGGUCGAUGCACGAUUUAAGCAACGCAUAUUUGUUCAAUGCGGCCUACAUCCUCAGCAAUAUCCGCACCCAUUACAUGUACGCGAACGUCGACAAACCAUUGCAACGGCGCGUCAAUGAAUUGCAGCAGAACCUGCCCCAAGCGCUCAGAAAGCUGUUUGACUCGCAGGGCUUCUGCCUGUUGAACAAGGCGCAUCACGAAUAUGUGUACACCACAAUUACUGACGAGUGGAACUAUGGGCUCAAUGGACGACAGGUUUUCACGUGGAUUCAGCCGAACUAUACUGAUAGCGCGGGCUCGAUGCGAGCCUUCGUUCAGGAACAGCAAAGCGCCGGCCAACGUACGGGGCCUUCCACGCCAAUCUUCCUGCUGCGCAACGAACAGUUCCAAUGGUACUUCUUCAUCGACGCCAGCCAAGGCAAUCGGCUGGCUGCGCUUCGCACUGGCAGCCCCAGCUCCACCAGCAGCGCCUUCUCCAUCAAAUAUGACGGCGAUGCGGAUGCUCUUAUCUUCAGGCAGCGCGAUUUAACGCUCUGUACCGCUGAGAUGCACGACAAGGAAAGGCGGUUCAUUAAGCUCCUUUCCGGCCAAACGCAAACGCAUCCAUCCGACGAGUGCGUCUGGAUGCCCGUAAACUGUGCGUAGCCCCCAUAGAGGCAGAGAUGGCGCUCAUUUUAGAAUUAGAAAGAGAGCGCAUAUUAGCUCAUGUUCACAAAGCUUUUCGGGUAACACUUUUAUGCUCCUAAAUAAAUGAAGUGUAUUUCUCACAGA
Messenger RNA from Scaptodrosophila lebanonensis, 1915 nucleotides. RefSeq lists its product as uncharacterized. Lineage: Eukaryota; Metazoa; Arthropoda; Insecta; Diptera; Drosophilidae. The record is from RefSeq and is a predicted model, not a curated record. Bases 569 to 1789 code for a protein of 406 amino acids. The transcript is spliced from 2 exons.